This is a messenger RNA of Culex pipiens pallens (northern house mosquito), 4692 nucleotides long. RefSeq lists its product as uncharacterized. The coding region runs from base 947 to 1966 and encodes 339 amino acids. The record is from RefSeq and is a predicted model, not a curated record. NCBI's taxonomy places the organism in Eukaryota, Metazoa, Arthropoda, Insecta, Diptera, Culicidae. The transcript has 6 exons.
CUUCCUGACAGCGCGUUACGGAUCGCUGGACCCCGGUCGUCGCCAGCCGUGAAGCGUGUCACUCGGCGUUAGAAUCCAACUGCUUUUUUUUUUUGCUGGUUCUAAAUCUGGGAGAAAGAGCGAGAACAUAAUUAAAAAAAUAUUUAUGAUUUCAUGCGAGGAGCAGCAGCCGUCAGUGUCAUCGCUGGAACCGCAGAAGCUCGACAACAAGUAGACGAAGAAGGAAGUAAACACCUACAUAAACAAAGCCGAAGGGGAAACGUCAAAGACCCCGAAAGUGUGCACGCCGUAUGGGUGCAGAUGUCAAAGUUUGAGUGGCGUCUCUGAGCUAUCGAACUAAUAGAGAACAAACGAGAGAGGAAGAGAAGAGGAAAACAAAAACAAUACAAUUAGGUUCUGGGCCGUGCGUGAGCGUGCGUGUUUGACGCGAACGCGUACUGUAAACAUAAACAAAGCGCAGAUAAAAGUCAUCGCGUUGUUUACAUUUAGUAGGCCGCGCGGGCCGUAACCGGGGGGUGGGCAAUUAAAGAGUAGUUUUCAACGCCUGCCUAGAGGGGACCGGGCCAUUAUGCUCAAGUAUGAUGAUGAUCUAGUAGCCGGCGACUCCUCCUCGGAAAAGCCGACGACGACGACGACGACGCCAGCUGAGCUCAAGUGGGCAAUUAAAUUUUAAUGGUGAAGCAACUCAAUCUUAACGACCGUUGCGUCUCUCUCGUUCCCGCUCUCUUUGGUCGUAACUGUCAAAACAGUCGUCUCUCUCUCUCGCUCGCGCCGCAACUCUAAUCGCUAUGGGAAAAGUGUAAACAAAGUGUGAAAAUCGGACCCAAUUAAAAGGUUUAUGUGCGUGUGUGUGUGGAUCGUGAGAGAAUUUCGUGGUGAAUAAAAAUUAACGGCUGACGUUAAACGGCGCGAAAGGGAAGAGUUCGAAUCAAGAAGAAGAGUCGAAAUGUGGUGCUUAAUGGGCGUCGCGCCGGAAGGCGGCCGGCAGGUCAGCAACCGGCGGAAAAAUGGCGGCGGCGGCGGUGGAAUCUGCAGCAAUUUUCGGCGGUUUAUCAGCAUCGGGAUCCUGCUGCAAAUAAUUGCCAAUUGUGACUACAGUGCCGGCGCGAUACGAUCGGUCCAGCUGGUGGUGGACCCCCCCGCCGUGAGGCGAAGUCAGCACGCAACGCUCACCUGCAUGUACGAUCUGGAAGAUACGCCGCUGUACUCGGUCAAGUUUUACCGCGGGCUGCGGGAGUUCUACCGAUUUUCACCCAGCGAGUAUCCCGAGAAGAAGAUCUUCCCCUUUCCGGGCAUCAACGUGGAUCUAUCCCUCUCAAAUGCCAGCCAAGUGGUGAUUCGAAACAUUGGAUUUGGGCUGUCCGGGAACUUUUCCUGCGAAGUGACCGCCGAUGCGCCACUCUUCUCCACCGCCACGGGACACCUCCAGAUGCAGGUGGUCGAACUACCUGACAGCGGGCCGACCCUGUGGACGGAACACAGCCGGUACGAGCCCGGGGACGUCCUGCGGGCCAACUGCAGCUCGCCGCCGUCACGGCCCAGGGCCGAUCUGAAGCUGACGUUGAACAACAUUGUGGUUUUCACCGGCGAGCCCACGGUCCGGGUCACGACGGACGGCCUGGUCAGCACGACGGUGGCGCUGCGGCUGCACCUGCAGAGUUCGCACUUUGCCGGCGUCCAGAUGGCCGGUGGCGGCGGCAGCGGAACGCUCCUGCUCCGGUGUACGGCCACGGUGGCCACCCUGUACGAUCGGUACGCGGAGCUGGAGCUGGGCGUGCCUCAGCGGGAUCCGGUGCCGGCCAGAGUAACCCUCACCGGUUCGCGCUCCGCCCCCACCUGCGCCCCCUCGGCGCUGUGUCUGCUGCUGGCAACCCUGCUGCUACUCCUGCUGACUACGACAUCCCUGACAAGUGGCCACAGCAGCAGCUUCCCGGCCGGGCCCCUCAGCCCGGUUCAGCGAAGAUAGUCAGUUUAAUCCAGCUGAACGCCAUGACGAUGCAUGAUUUUUAUACGUUUAGUAACUCACACACACAAACACACACACAUUUACAUUGUAUUUAGUAAAGACACAGGAAAACACACACACAGUUGCAUUCAUUCAGUCACGCGAGCAAGGAAAUUGAAAAGCCAAAAACACGAGCUAAAUUAAACGUAAUUCCCCCCCUAGAGUUAUGCAACUUUUUGGGAGGUGGCUCCCUCUGUUGUAGCAAAACUUGAGUUUGAGUGGCACGAGCAGCGGAUAGAACAAGGUCUGUUAGUUUUAAUUUAACGACAGCGAAGAAAUGUGUGAUAGAAGAAAUAAAUAAAAAGAAGGUGGCAAAUAAGAGAGGUGGGAGGGAAGGUAAAAGAAGAUAAGAAACACAGUGAAUGCAAAUAUGUAGUAAAAAGAAGCGAAUUUUCCAGACGAGUGGACGCGAUUCAAAUCGAGUGAAAAUUGAAUGAAAGGAUGAGAAAAAGAAGUAAAAAAAGCAGAACAUAUUAUUGCAUCUACUAACCGUUAAUGUAAAUGUUGGAUAAUUAAGCUAAGAGACACGAAAUCAUCGCCGUUUUUGCUCCCGUGUGUGUUUAGUUUGGCACAAACGACAAACUGAAGAGAGACAGCAAAAAACGACGAAAACUACAUUUGUUUGAUGAUGGCGAUUGCAUGCACUUUGGCUUGUCGACGGGAAAACGGGACAAAAUCAGUUUGAAAAAAGACAGCGUUUUUUUUUUAUUUGCUUCAAAGUUAAACUCACAUUUGGAAUUGCACCAGGGUUUUCGCUGUUUACACGACGUUGAUUGGAUUGCGCCGGCAGGUAGGCAACAAGCAUGCAGACCGAGUGUUGCGCGGAUGUUGCAGCAGCUGCUGCUGGGAAUGGGUUAGGGGAGGAUGUUUUGGCUGCAGUCGGUGACAAAAUUAAGGGCAAUAUUUUGGCAGCGAAUUGGGUCCUAAAAUGAAGCUUAGAUUGCUGAUAUUAUUGUUCACAACGAUAAAGCUUGUUUUUCUGACUACAAUGACCCUUUGUACGACCACAAAAAGUUUAAAAUGGAUUUUUAAAUCAAUUUUGAAAAAUCAACCUCGCGGUUCUUGUUGACAGAAAAGGUCCUACUUGACAGCCCGUUCCAAGGGGACCAUGGUUGAUCCAUCGAAAAAAUGUUGUCUUGUCAAUUUUUUUUUUGUUUGCAUUAAAAUGAAAAAAAAAAGUGAUCAGAAAUAGUUUUUGAUCGUGUUUUUUACCGUUGUAGAUAAAAAUUGACAUAGGGCUUUAGUACCCAAUUGUUGGUAAAAGUUGGAUUUAACUUAAUGUGUAUAAACAUAUCUUGACAUUUUACGUUUCGGCGACGACGGAUCAAGCUGUUUUGACUGCACGUUCAGUUUGGGCUAAAUCGAGUUCAGGACCUUUACAAAUUCCAAAAACUCGAAUUGGGUCCUAAAAUUUGGCUUAAAUUUGUGAUAUUAUGGUUCACAACGAUAAAGCUUGUUUUUCUGACUAGGUACAAUGACCCUUUGUACGACCGCAAAGGAUUUUAAAUGGAUUUUCAAAUAAAUUUUGAAAAAUUAACUUCGUGGACCUUUUUGCCAGAAAAAGUCCUACUUGACAGCUCGCUCCAAGGAGACCUUAGUUGAUCCAUUGAAAAAAUGUUGUCUUGUCAAUUUGUUUCGUAUUAAAAUGAAAAAAAAAAAGUGAUCAGAAAUGGUUUUGAUCGUGUUUUUUUUAUUACAGUUGUACAAAAAAGAGUGACAUAGGCCUUUAGGACCUUAUUCAAUUAUAAAAAAAUAUUAAACAAAACCCGUAAAAAAUCCGGGUAGUCUCGGAUAAGAUCUUGUGAUGUAAACUUGAAAAAAUGAUAUCAGAGGCCGUUAUGUCACCCUUGAUAAAUGUCUACUGUGUACAUUUUUAAUUUGGCACUUAGGAUUCCAUCAUUCAAAUUUAACCAAAUUUCAGCAAGCCAAACAAAACGUGGUUUUUAUUGGUUACAUUGCGUGCCCUUGAUUUUGUUUAUGCAAGGUGAAACAUUGAAACGCAUAAUUUUCACCACGAUAACGACAAAUUGUUAACCUAAACAAUGUUAUUGCUUAACUUUUUGUGUACGUGCCAAAGCAAAAAAAAAACAUACUUUAAAGGACAAUUUUUCGUUUAAUUCAAAAAUAACAUUUAAAAAAUUAACUAAAUCCUGAUAUUGGAAAAGUUACCUAAAGCAUAAACCACUAAUUUUCACCAUUUUAUUGAGCUGAUUCUGAAAAAGCAGAUCAUUUUUUACAGGAGUAUUAUAUUGUGACAUUGAACACCGAAUGCAUAUUGGCUGAUUUAUCGUCUCUUAAAUAAUCGACGCCAUUUUGAUGAUGUAAAAUAUUUGCUCACCUUUCAACCACGAUUGGUAAAAUCUGCAGUGUUUUCAAACCGUUUUUAGGGAAAUUUUCUGAAUUUUUCAAAAAAAAAACUACAAAAAUUAAUCAGAAAGUGUCAUGCAUUGUCACGCCUUCUACAGAUAACAUUAUUUUAUUAAUAUUAUUAUUAUUUUUAUUGGAAACUGAUUACAUCUGCAAAUAAAAUCUAAAAGCUUUUCGAUUUUGCUUUUCGCGUUUUACAAAAAUUAAGAGAUUGUUGAAAAAUUGGCAUCACAGCCAAUAAAUACAUGACAAUUGAAGAAAUAACUAGUGGAAAACAUCAAAGUAUAAAUGCCGAUUUUUAAAUUAACUUUUUUCACAAA